Messenger RNA from Siniperca chuatsi (mandarin fish), 2420 nucleotides. RefSeq names its product calpain-2 catalytic subunit-like. Lineage: Eukaryota; Metazoa; Chordata; Actinopteri; Centrarchiformes; Sinipercidae. Gene Ontology annotation, biological process: proteolysis. The coding region runs from base 148 to 2244 and encodes 698 amino acids. The transcript is spliced from 21 exons. Gene Ontology annotation, cellular component: cytoplasm. Gene Ontology annotation, molecular function: calcium-dependent cysteine-type endopeptidase activity; calcium ion binding. The record is from RefSeq and is a predicted model, not a curated record.
AGAGUCUGGCUCCUCCUCUGCUGCCGGGGCGGAGGUCUGUCGGUCUGACUCUGAAAAUCUGUUCUGACAGGAAAAGUUUGUUCAGAAGAAGCUCCGGAGUCUUUUGAACGUUUCUCUGUCUGGAUCGUCUUCUUCUUCGCCUCCAUCAUGUCCGGCGUGGCCUCCACUCUGGCCAAGAAGCGGGCCCUGGCUGCGGGCUUCGGCACCAACGCCAAGGCGGUUCCGUACCUGAACCAGGACUUCGCGGCUCUGCGGGCGCAGUACAGAUCCGCCGGAAAACUCUUCUGCGACCCGACCUUCCCCGCCUCACCCGAGGCUCUGGGCUUCAAAGAGCUGGGCCCGAGCUCGCCCAAGGUCCGGGGAGUCACCUGGAAGAGGCCCACGGAACUGGUCUCUAAUCCUGAGUUCAUCGUGGGCGGAGCCACCAGGACCGACAUCUGCCAGGGAGCUCUGGGUGACUGCUGGCUGUUGGCGGCCAUCGCCUCACUGACGCUGAAUGAAUAUGUGAUGGCCAGAGUCGUUCCCACUGACCAGGGCUUCGGUGGCGACUACGCCGGCAUCUUUCACUUCCAGUUCUGGCAGUUCGGGGAGUGGGUGGACGUGGUGAUCGACGACCGUCUGCCGGUCAAAGACGGAGAGCUGCUGUUUGUUCACUCGGCAGAGGGGAGGGAGUUCUGGAGUGCUCUGCUGGAGAAGGCCUACGCCAAAGUGAACGGCUGCUAUGAAGCGUUGUCUGGCGGUUCCACCACAGAGGGCUUUGAGGAUUUCACCGGAGGCAUCGCUGAGAACUAUGACCUCCAACAACCCCCCGCCAACCUGUUCCAGAUCAUCAAGAAGGCCCUGGAGGCUGGAGCUCUGUUGGGCUGCUCCAUCGAUAUCACUAGUGCUGCAGACUCGGAGGCCGUCACCCGUCAGAAGCUUGUGAAAGGCCAUGCCUACUCGCUGACCGGUGCUGUGGAGGUGAACUACCGGGGUCGGCAGGAGAAGCUGGUGAGGAUGAGGAACCCCUGGGGUCAGGUGGAGUGGACCGGAGCAUGGAGCGACGGAUCGUCUGAGUGGAACUAUGUGCAGGGAGACUGUCCACAUGCCAACGCAGAGGACGGAGAGUUCUGGAUGUCCUUCAACGAGUUCUUGCGUCACUACUCUCGUAUCGAGGUGUGCACUCUGACCCCCGACACCAUCGAAGAUGACUCUGUCAAACACUGGAGCGUCAGCAAGUUCGACGGGACCUGGAGGAGAGGAUCCACUGCUGGAGGCUGCAGGAACCACCCCUACACAUUCUGGAUGAAUCCUCAGUUUGUGAUCAAACUGGAGGAGGAAGAUGAUGACCCAGAUGAUGGAGAAAUGGGCUGCAGCUUUGUGGUUGGUCUGAUCCAGAAGAACCGCAGGAAGCUCCGGAAACAAGGAGAGGACAUGCACACCGUUGGGUUUGCCAUCUACGAGGUUCCGAAACAGUUCCAAGGGCAGAGGGAGGUGCAUCUGGAUAAGAACUUCUUCCUGACCCACGCUCAGACGGCGAGGUCAGAAACCUUCAUCAACCUGCGUGAGGUCUGCUCUCGCUUCAAACUGCCGCCUGGAGAGUACCUGAUCGUCCCGUCCACCUUCGAACCGCACCUCAACGGAGACUUCUGCAUCCGAGUCUUCUCCGAGAAGCAAACAGAGACCCAACCCUGUGACGACCCGGUCAACGCUGAGCUAGAGGAUGAGUCGGUGUCUGAUGAGGAGGUGGAUGCAGGAUUCAGAGGCCUCUUCUCUAAACUCGCAGGAGACGACCAGGAGAUCUCUGCGGCGGAGCUCAGGACCAUCAUGAACAAGAUCGUCUCCAAACGAACUGACAUCAAAACUGACGGCUUCAGUUUGGAGACCUGCAGGAUCAUGGUCAACCUGAUGGACAAGGACAGCGGGAACGGGAAGCUCGGCCUCGGAGAGUUCGCCACGCUGUGGAAGAAGGUGCAGAGAUAUCUGUCGAUCUAUAAGAAGAACGACACCGAUAACUCGGGGAUGAUGAGCACUCCAGAGAUGAGAGUCGCCUUGAAAGACGCAGGUUUCACUCUCAACAACACCAUCUACCAGCUGCUGGUGGCGCGAUACGCCGAACCCGACAUGACCAUCGACUUCGACAACUUCGUGGGCUGUCUGAUGAGGCUGGAGAUGAUGUUCAAGAUCUUUAAGAAGCUCGACGCUGACAACAGCGGCUCCAUCGAGCUCAACUUCAACCAGUGGUUGAACUUCGCCAUGAUCUGAGCCGUCGCUCCGUGGUCGCCCGGAGCUUCAGUGUUACUGCAGGACGCCAUGUUCCCGUUCACCGCUUCUCUCUGUCACUCCUUAAGUUUUCUAUGUGAGGCUUCUGUUUUACUCUCUACACUACCUGACUGACAGACUCGAUGCAAAGGCAAUAAACGAAUCCACAAACCCUUUAA